CAAAGUGACAACAGACAACAACGAAGUGCACAGCGCGCAGGAUAAUCGCAGGCGGAUUACAUAAAUACGCGUGGGCGUGGGCGUGGCAGCAGCAACAACAAAUAGCAGAAGAAGAAGAAGAACAACAACAGCUGUAAUGUGCCAUUGCCAGUUGUUGCAUUCCACAUUUCGCAUCAUUCGAUCAUCAAUUUCAAUAUCAUCAACAUCAUCAGCCUUAACAAUAUGCGCAACGCGUCCAGAGCGACGCCAGUAGCGACGCCGCAGUCGCAGGAGUCGGAGCAGAAGCAGAAGCAGCAGCAGCAGCUGCCGGAGCAAACGGAUCACAUAAUAACCAUCAGCACCGCCAGCCUAUCGGAGCAGCUGCAGGAGCCGCCCCUCAAGCACUAUACACAAGCAGCAACAACAACUGGAGCUGGAACUGGAACUGGAACUGGAACUGGAGCAGCAACUGGAACUGGAAGUGGAAUUGGAAGUGGAGCAAGUGCAGCAGCGAUUGCCAUUGCCAGUGGCUCAUCGCAUUCGGCCCCGGCUGCAGCCGCUUCCUUGUGCCGGCUCAGUCAGCUGGUGAGCUAUCAGAAUAAUAUUGCCGACGUGCAGCAUAGGCGUGGCCGACGCCUGCAUGGACUCCAGUUGCCGUUGCAUCCGCUGCAGUUAUUUGGCUGGCUGGUCUUGUUGCUGUUCGGCUUGGCCAGCUAUUGGGUGCUGAUACCCGCCUUUCAUGCGCCCAUCCAGGGUCCACUCUACGGUCUAAUCUCCGGCUUAUAUGUGGUGCACAUUGCCGCCCAUUUGACGGCGCUGCUCACCGAUCCGGCGGACAAGGAGCUGCGUCGCGUGCAUCGUAACGAUCGCAUUGUGCCCGAAUUUGAUCGCAGCAAACACGGACACGUCAUCGAGAACGGACGCUGUCAUCUGUGCAACAUACGGACAACGACGCCGCGGACCAAGCACUGCUCCGUGUGCAACAAGUGCGUCGGCAAAUUUGAUCAUCAUUGCAAGUGGCUGAAUCACUGCAUCGGUUCCCGCAACUAUGUCGCAUUCCUAAUGUGCGUUGUCAGCGCUGUCGUGGCCACCUUGGUCAUUGUGGCCGCCGUGAUUGGCCAGAUUGUGCUCUACUAUGUGCAGCCCGAUUGGUUGAGCUUCUACUGGUGCAACAGCCGGCUGGACACAACGCUGGAGUCCACGGACUAUAUCAACUUGACGCUCAGCUUGAGCAAUGGCAGCAUGCUGCUGCUGGAGCAGGAACAGGACCAGGAUCAGCAGCAGCCGCAGCAGCAGCAGCUGGAAGAUGAGCAGCUGCAACUGGAAAAUCUGACUACGGUGUCCACAUUGCUGCAGAACUUCACGGCGCUGCUGGAGCAGAGCACGACCGGGCCGCAGUUGAAUCGUACGGUGACGCCCCUGGUCGCCGGGAUUGGUCUCCAUGAGACCAUCUACUUGCUGCUGCUGGGCGUGCUCGGCCUGCUGGCGGCGAUCAGUGCCGGGCUGCUGCUCCAUUUGUGCUUCUUUCACAUCUACAUCUCGUUUUUGGGCCUGACCACGUACGAGUACAUCAGGAAUCAUCGACAGGCACAAGAGGCCAGGGCCAAACAGCUGCUGGAGCAGGGCAAAAACGGCGUCCACUUCAAUCCCAAUCUGCCCACAGUUAAUCAUCCGUCCAAGCUGGCUGCCGCCGGCACAGCCCAGCUCUACUGCUGCUCCAAUGUGCCGCAUCCCAAUCAGAGGCAACAGCAGCAGCUGCAGCCGGACACAGCUGCUGAUGCACAGCGUCUGCACUGCUGCGCCAGCUCCCGGGAAUACCAUCAGACACGCCAGGCCAUCUACAUGUGCUCGCUGCUCCAGGAGCGCAGCAGCAGCAGCGAGCGCAGCCUGCAACUGGAUGUGGAUGCGGCGCCGUUGCGUUCCUUUCACUGCUGCUCCAGCUAUGCGGCCGGUUCGAUGCAGCGACGCGUCAGCGCCGCGGCCAGCGUCAAGGCGGCCCUGGAUCCGGCCACGGUGCGCCAGCAGCGGGCCCAGAGAUCGGCCGGCUAUCUGCAAUAUACGGAGCAGUGCACUUUGUGCACCUUUCGGCUGCGCAGUCCGUUGCGCGGCAGCGGCAGCGCGGGGGGCAGCAGCAGCACUCGUACGCUGGCCAGCCAAACGGCCACGCCCACAUCGAGCGCCUCAGCAGCGGGCAACAUAUCGAAGCACCAGCGCUGGCGCCGGAAAUGGAACUGCUGCGCCAGCGUGCCCGACAGCCCGGAUGUGCCCAACGAUUUGCUAGCGGCGCUCAGCUAUCGCGAGCACGCCAAAAUGAAUGCCAGCGAGCUGCCCGUCCAGUUCAUACGCAGCUUGAACGGCGGUCUGGAGCUGCCACAAGCUGGAGUCGCCGCCGCCGUCAAUCCGGAGCUGCCGCUGAAGGCGCCGCGCAGCUCCCGGCUGCGGCACAUGCUGCGCCUGCUUGGACGCUACAGGCGGGCGCGCUGUCAACGCGGCGCUGCCGGCGCCGGCAAUCAGGGCGUGGCCGCGGCGGAGCAGCAUGUGGCCGCCAUCAAACAGAACCAGAUACGUCCGCUGCAGCUGCAGCCGGGCCGCGGCUACGCGUCCAAUGCGUCCAGCACAACAACAACAGCGACACCGCCGCCGCCGCCGACCAUCAGCUCGCCCAGCCGCAGCGGCAGCAGCAGCGAGCUGAGCAGCGAACUGAGCAGCGAGCCGUGCACCGGCAGCCAGGAGCUGAUGCUGCUGCCCACCAGCGUGAUACGGGAGGACUACGUGACCACCAGCUAUACGUUGACGCUGCCGCCCGCCUUGCCGCCGCCCACGCGCCGCAAAAUGCCCAACGCCAGCGAACUGGCCGAGCUGGCCGAGACGCUCGGCUUUGUGACCAGCCAUGGACAGUCCACGUCGCCGUCGCCGUCGCCGGCACAGUGCGCCAGCCGGCAGCUGCCCGGCCUGGGCAAUGUGUAUAGACGGCAACGUCGCAAGCAUUUUCUGCGCACACGCUCGCCCACAUUGUCGCCGAUACACGAAUCCGGACUCUCGAAUCCGACGUCGCCGCAGCCAUUGCGCCACAGCCUGGCGGCGGUCAGUGCCAGCUCCAUUGCCAGCUCCAACAAUGCCAAAUGCUCGCCCAUUGUGGCGCGCUCCACGGCAACGCUCGUCCAGAAUCUAUGCGGCCUUGCCGGCGGCAAUGAGUCGCUGCCCAAAACGGCAUCCAACAGUUCGCUGCAGAGCAUCAGCUCCAAUUCGAGCAGCAACUAAGAGCAGGAAGGAUUUCCAGAGCGAGAGAGAGGGGGAGAGAGAAAAAGAAGAGGCAUUGUGGACAGUUCCUUGCAUGGUUUCUGCCUAGUCUAUAGAUUAGUUAUAGUCGCCGUUUUUCGCCCAGUCCAGUUCAGUUGAGAGUUGAGGAUUGAGAGGUUGUGCUUAGACUUGGGGCG
Messenger RNA from Drosophila novamexicana, 3416 nucleotides. RefSeq names its product pneumococcal serine-rich repeat protein. Bases 223 to 3240 code for a protein of 1005 amino acids. Gene Ontology annotation, biological process: peptidyl-L-cysteine S-palmitoylation; protein targeting to membrane. Gene Ontology annotation, molecular function: protein-cysteine S-palmitoyltransferase activity. Lineage: Eukaryota; Metazoa; Arthropoda; Insecta; Diptera; Drosophilidae. Gene Ontology annotation, cellular component: Golgi apparatus; endoplasmic reticulum. The record is from RefSeq and is a predicted model, not a curated record. The transcript has a single exon.